This is a messenger RNA of Stylonychia lemnae, 3534 nucleotides long. The record is from the annotation of a GenBank genome assembly. NCBI's taxonomy places the organism in Eukaryota, Ciliophora, Spirotrichea, Sporadotrichida, Oxytrichidae.
AUGGAUUAUCAUUAGCAUGGCAAAAGGAUUUAAUAGCUUUUGAUGUCAUUAUUCAUCCUAAAACUGAUAGAGGUGACUAAAGCUAUUCCUGCUUUAAAUAAGAGUACCAUUGCAGCGGGUGACAUAAAUGGCUUUUAAUAAAUAAAGAAUUUAUCAAGAAUAAUUGCAAGGGAUCCAGAAGCAAUAACAAUACAAUUGGAUAAUUAUUUUAAGGGCCAGAAUUUGACGUAUGAUUUCGAACUGCUAGAUUAAUCAACUAACAAAUAUAUCGAUACCGAUCAAGAAAUAUUUUAGUUUUAGCAGCCAAUUAUUGCUUUAAACACAACAUAUUUUGGGACAAACUCAGAGUAGCAUUCUAUGCCUCAAUCUUCUUGUCUCUUUACUGAUAAAGAGUAUAAUUCCUACUUGGUAUUUGUGGAUUUUUAGAUGAAACUAAAUAUCUAUAAUGUUUCUUCAUAUUACUUUGAAAAUGUUAAGCAAAGAGUCAAGUAACUAAAUUCAGUAGAUCUCUAUAACGCCAAGUAUGAAAUAUCUAAUGAAAGGUAAUGCAAUAACCUGAUAGAUUUGAAAGACUAUUCAAAUGUGAAUCUUACUUAUUAGUAUUCUACAGUAGAUUAUCAACAGAUGAAAAAUGGUAGAAUUGAUAUAUACUAGUAAUUCUAGAAUAUUUCCUAUUUGGUAUUCCUUGAAAAUGUCACCAAUAGUGAAAUCUAUGUGUAUUCAUAUACGGACCAAGAUGGUUUUUAAAAAUUGUUUUUUAUGGGCUGGUUUCAUAUGAUAGUUGAUUAAGAUGGAAAUUCAAGAUAUUUCAAAUAGUUGAAAAUAAAGGAUACAGCAAAAGCAAAUUUCUAUGAUAACUUAUUAUUUGGUUGUGACUUCGAAAUUGGUUUGCUUGUUUGGAAUAUUACUUGCAUGUCUAAUGAAGCUAAAUGCCUAGUGUCUUCAUUUACUUAUUUGGAAGGAAAUAGGUUCAAUAAACUAGCUUAAUUUGAUAAUAUAAACCUGUAGGAAAAGGUUAUUUUUGUUCAAGCAAUGACUCCUUUAGAAAUUUACGAGAUAAGCCUUCCAACAAUGCUAGGUCCAUUUAUAUCUAAGAUAUAUCACUUAGGAUAAGACUUAAAUAAGUUUAUUGCUAUGAAUGUAAUGGAUGCUAAUAAUGAUUUUUUAAUAAUUUAGUUGAUUGAAAUUUAGACAUUUAAGCCCUUGUUGAGACUUUACAAAAGAGGAACUAAUUAAUUUUCAUAAAUCCACUCAGAGAUAAGAUAUUCCUAAUUCUUAGAUAUGGGCGUUUAUCUGAAAUUUAUCAAUUCCUUUGAGAACUUUUUCAUCUUAAAAACUUCAAAUUUUUUCUCAAUCUAUGCAAUUUAUAAUUCCAGCUUGGUAAUAAACGCUCAUGAUUCUAAUUUGCUUUAAUAAAAUAACUAUUACGACAAGGAAUUUAUUCUUAGGGUAAAUGCUACAAAUUAUACUGGUAGUCAAUUGACUACUUUUGUAGAUUUAUUGUUUAUAAACAAUUUAAAAAAUAAAACAAUGGCUAUUUACAAAGGUUCAAAAUAUAUGGGUGAUUCCGAACCAAUAUUAUUGAUAUACAGUUGUGGAAGUAGAACUUAAUUUUACAACAUAGAUCCUUUUUUCGGUGGACCAAACAACAAUCUUUUGAUACAAGGCGACAAUUUCUCAGGAGGAUUCUUUGAUAUUCAAAACAGGCAAUCAAAUUUAAACUAUACUCAGAUAAAUUUCAAAUUAAAAAACUGUACUAUGAAUUAGUAUAUAAAGCUAUAGGAUUCUGAGUUAUUAAUACUGGAUACCAGCAAUGAAGCUAAGAAAUCUGGUAACUUCACUAAAUACGUAUUCAAUGUAGACUAUAAACAGAUUCUCGAGGGGAUUAUAGAUUAAAAAAAUUAGAAGUUUAUGGUUUUUUCACGAUCUCUAGAUGAUCAAAAUAAAUAUGACAUGAUAGUUCAAAUCUUUGACUUAUUUAAUGUGUUAAUGUGGGAGUCUUCUAUAGAUUUAAAUGAAAUUUUUCCUGGUGUGAUGAAUGAUUUUGAAUUCAGAAGUUUCGAUCCCAUCUAGUUUAGCACAACUCAUCAAAUACUUGGAAUAAUUUCUGAUCCUGUCUUAAGUACUCCUGGAAUAUCUAAGGUAUCAAUUGCUUUCUUUAAGACUAAUUAUAAGAAUGAUGCCUAAUUUCUUAAAUAUUUAAACAUGAUUAAGUUUGAAUUGCCUUGGAAUGAUAAAGUCAAAACGUCUAUCUUGCAGGUAAAGUUCUCUGAUAACAUUGUCUGGGUACUUUAGAGUGAUUUGAAGUUGAAAUUAUAUCAAAUAUACUAAUAAGGUCAGUUGAAAAUGGAUAAUAAGCUAGCACUCUUCAAAUUUAAAGGAGUCAUAGAUCUGUUUAAUUAAACAAAUGCUGCUGAUAAGGAAUUGAUAAAUUUCAAGAUCAUUUCCAAUUAUUUGGUUUGCUUCUACAAUCCAUCUUUUAUUUACAUAUACAACUUUAACGAAGGAUUGUAAAGGCUCUAUCUAAAUACAAUCCUUCCUAAAUUCUAGGAUUCAUUCAAAGAUUACAACUAUGUUUUUGUAAUCAAUAAUAUCACUAAAAAGGUAGUAUUUGAAAAUUUAGAUACCUAUAUUUAUGUUCUGUAUGAGAAACAUUUUUAAAAUCAAUUCUAUGGGUUUACACUAUUUGUAUAUCGUAUAGAUUACAGAAGAUACAGUUCCUUACUAUUUAGAUUUGAUCUUCCAAGUGAUAUCGAUGAAAUAGACCUAAAUAUAUUAUAAAAGAUGGAAUGCUAAUACAAUUUUAAGUUCUGCCAGAGACUAAAAUAGUAAUUAAACCAGCUAAUGUAGAAAUGCUCAUAGAUCUAUGUAGAUAUGAAAGAAAUUUCACGAUGGAUUAUUAAGUUUAUCCAUUAGAUGGUCCUGAAAUAAAAUUCAAAGUUAAGCAUUUCAAAUUAGAUGUAUGCCAAAUAUUAGUUCUAUACCUAUUUUCAUGGCUUUGAUAUUUAAUUCAAGGCUUAAUGUGGCAAUGACAAUCCUGAUCCUAAAACUUCAACUCAAUAAUUUGACACUAUUAUUUAAAAAUUAGAUUCUAAUCAAGAGGAUUUAAUCUAAGUCAAGAUUCUUAACACCGAAUCAAAGCGUGAAUGGAAAAAAGAUCAUUGGGUUACUAUUGAAGAUACUAUCAAAUUUGAUCCAGUAACUCACUAUGAUUAUGGUGUUAUAAUAUACAAUCUUAAAAGCAAUAGAAUUACCAAUAAAAUACCUAUAAGUAAUUAUGUCCUUACAAACAGCUUCAAAAUUAAUCAUAUUGUUGUUCAGAGAAAUAAUAACAUUAAGCUUAUAGUCUCUUAACAGGGUAUUAUAUCAAUUUUGUUUUAAUCUGAGAAUUUCACUGACUUAGUGCCUGAAAUUAGAGCUGAAUACUUUAAUACUAACGUCAAAGUAUAAUUAAAACAAGGUGUGACAGUCGGGCCUCUAGGAAAAUACCAAGGCUAUGGGUGUGUAUAUACUUACAGAAAAUGGGAUUUGUGA